Messenger RNA from Aspergillus alliaceus, 2149 nucleotides. RefSeq names its product OSTA/TMEM184 family protein. Gene Ontology annotation, biological process: transport. The transcript has 6 exons. Lineage: Eukaryota; Fungi; Ascomycota; Eurotiomycetes; Eurotiales; Aspergillaceae. Gene Ontology annotation, molecular function: transporter activity. The coding region runs from base 172 to 1797 and encodes 541 amino acids. The record is from RefSeq and is a predicted model, not a curated record.
GAUCGACCGCUUCGGGACAAGACCGACGGCGGAUAAGAUAGAGACCGUCUGGUCGGAUAAACAUCUCAAAAGUAUUCUUAGACUCCGAUCCUUCUCUCACACCAUUCUCUACUUUCCCACCCGACAGAGGCCUGUGUUCGACUAUUACAGGUCUCAAUACUUGGCGCGAAUAUGGGCUGGCCAGUGUGUAAUUCAACACUGGAAGAAAAGAAGAUCGAAGAGAUCGACUUGUGGGAUGGCGGCAUUACCUUUCACCAUCUCUGUGAGAUUGUCGGUGGGGUGUUUGCGCUCAUUGCAGCAGGAGUUUCCUUUUACCUGAUUAUGUGCCAUGCCACGCAUUACAGCAAACCCAUCGAGCAACGACACAUAAUUCGAAUCCUCCUCAUGGUUCCGGUUUAUUCCCUAGUCGCAUGGCUCAGCAUCUUCUUCUACCAAAAGUCGGUUUACUUCUCCGUCAUGGGCGAUUGUUACGAAUCGUUCACAAUAUCGGCCUUUUUCGCUCUUCUCUGCCACUACAUUGCGCCGGACUUGCGAAGUCAGAAGGAAUAUUUUCGCGGAAUUGAACCAAAACCAUGGGUCUGGCCACUGACCUGGUUGUCAAGAUGCUGCGGAGGACAACACGGGAUUUGGAGGACUCCACGAAGCGGAUUAACUUGGUUUAAUAUCAUCUGGGUCUCCGUCUUUCAGUACUGUCUAUUGCGUGUACUCAUGACUAUCGUUGCGGUCAUUUCGCAGCACUUCGACGUCUACUGCGAGGCAUCCUACAACCCGGCAUUUUCUCAUAUCUGGGUUGUGGCCAUUGAGUGUAUCGCCGUCACCAUUGCAAUGUACUGUCUGGUGCAAUUCUAUGUCCAAAUCAAAGACGAUAUUAGCCAGUACAGCCCCUUUUUGAAGAUCCUUUCGAUUAAGCUUGUGAUUUUCCUCUGUUUUUGGCAAAGCAUAGGUAUAAAUUUUCUACUCUCCAUUGGAGCUAUCAAAUCCACAAAACAGAUCGCAAGACAGGAUCUCAAGGUCGGACUCCCCAACUUGCUUAUCACCAUUGAGAUGGCCAUCUUUGCCGUCUUGCACCUAUGGGCGUUCCCUUGGAAGCCAUAUUCGAUCGGAAAUACAACAGUUGAGGUAACCGAUUUCUACGGAAACGGCAAAGCAACCUAUCAAGGCGGUCGCUGGGGCUUGAAGGCCAUUGUCGAUUGUCUCAACCCAUGGGACCUCGUAAAGGCUGUAAGCCGUAGUGUGCGCUGGCUCUUCGUUGGUCGCAAGAAGCGAAUGCUAGAUCCCAGUUAUCGAACUGCGAAUGAGGCCAUUGACCUUAACGCGGCUGGUACUAAUGGCGCCAACGUGACAGCCUACCAAGGUGCAGGUACGACGAUGACUGGUGGACGACCCGGGCGCUAUUCCCCUGACGACGAAGGGGAGGAUCUACUUUCGAAUGCGCAGCCCAACCCUACUUCGCGACCCGAAAACGAUCUGGGAAUGAAUCCACCACCUUACGACGAUAUUGAGAAUGGGCGCUACUAUCCGUCUCAUCAUCGACUGAGCAGCUCGGCCCUACUGGAUCCAGCGACCCACUCACCACGUCCAUACUCGCCAUAUGAGAACGCGUUCAACAACCCUUACAUUCGUCCCCAUUCCGAUUCGGACUCUGAAUACCACCACACCAGCCCGACAACUCAUCACAACGCCCCAUAUCCACUAGAUACCCUACAAGAACAACCGCCGAUCCCUAUGCCUGAGUCAUAUUACCCUUCUACUCAUGGUAAUGAGCAUGCAGGUAGUAGGACUGCCCGUGAUGUCUAGCCGACAGUACGCUUCUGAGUGCAGUCUGGAACUGAGUUCCAGCGUGAGCACUCUGUUCUCAUCUCUUGUCAUGUGUAAUGAAGUCACAUGGCUGGCGUUGAUUUCAUGCAUGACCUGCUUUAUGUUCAAAUACCCUGUUUUAUGCUUCUUUUUCUUCUUCUUUUCUACAUGGCCAUGGGACGAGGUUUCGAGGCCAUGGCCCUUCUACAUACUCUUUGGAUCCUAGCUUCAAUUGUACAUGAUUAUAGCUUAGAAACCCCUUUUAUACUGUACAUAAGGAAGGAGCCUAGUGAAAUUGGUAAUAGUGACUGCUAGAUCUCUAAAUCUUGAGAUGAUAGCUAGGGGAGCAAAA